GUUUUUCUAAAAGUAAACUUUGUAUUCAAAUGAACGAAGAAUUCAUAGAUUGGGACAUUCAUAAAAGUACAGACACUUGUACUGAACCUAAUGAUCCACUUUCUGCUUAUCUUAAUGAUUCUGAAGAAGAAUAUUGUUCAACUUUUGUAAAAGAUAUUGAUGAUCUUUCUUUAACAAAGAAUGGACAAACACCAUUUAUUGUAAACACUACUGUAGAACAAAUAAAGCCAUUAUCAUCUUCCUCAAUGGAAAUAUCCAAAAAAAGACUAGAUAUAGAGCCGAUACCUAUAACUAUUACUAUCAGUGACCCUGUGAGGAAACAAGAUGCUUUACAAAAUAGCUACAUAUCCUAUCUAAUAACAACCGAUACACAACAUGAAAGUCUUAGAUCAAUAAGCCCAGUAAGAAGAAGAUAUCAAGAUUUUGUUUGGUUACAUGCAUCACUAGUACGAGAGUAUCCAGCAUGUAUUAUUCCUCCUUUACCAGAAAGACAUAGAUUAGAAUACAUAAAAGGAGAUAGAUUUAGUGUUGAGUUUAUACAAAAGAGAUUAUUAAGUUUGCAAUGGUUUUUGGAUAGAGUAUCAAGGCAUCCUAUAUUACAAAUGUCACCCUGCUUUCGUCUAUUUUUGUCAUUGACUGAUUUUGAAGGUUAUAAUCAAGAACAUGCAUCGAAUAUAUCCCAGUCAUCUUUACUCUUUGAAUCUAUUAGUGAAACACUUUUGAAUGCAUUCACAAAAAUAAGAAAACCAGAUGAAAGGUUUCAGGAUAUAAAGGAACAUAUAGACAGGUUUGAAGAGAAUUUAAUCAUUAUUGAAAGACUUUAUAUGAGAAUCAAUAAACGACAAAAAGAUUUACAAAAGGAUUAUUCCCAAUUUGCUAACAGUGUUGAAGGCUUAUCUAAAUUGGAAACUGAUGCUACUAGUUUAUUAUAUCAAUUUGCAGAAACCACCAAAGCAUAUUCGAGUGUAAUGAAAGAAAUGACAAAUAUAGAAGAAAUACAAUUUUUGAAUGAAAUUCAUGGAUUAAUAUUGUAUUGUCAUUCAGCUAAAGUUAUAUUAAAAGAAAGAGAUCAGAAACAAAUAGACUUUGAAGGUCUAUCAGUUCAUUUGCAACAAACACUUUGUUUAAGAGAUAGAAUACAAUAUCCAGAACGAAAAUAUAAUGAAAGAGGUUUAAAUAUAACUGAAUAUAUUACUGAUAAAUUUGAUGAAAUAAGAGAAGGUGCAAAUAUAGCAAAACGAAAUAAAUUAAACAAGUUAGAAAGACGUAUUAAUGAGUUACGACAAGAUGUAUCGAAAACAAAUGACGAUUUAAACGCAUUUUCUGAACAAAUUCUUGAAGAAAUUAAAAUAGUUGAGGAAACAAAGAUGUUAGAAUUGAAACGUGGAUUAUUAGCUUAUGCAGAUUGUCAUAUUAAGUUCUAUGAAAAGGGAAUUACAAUUUGGGAAAAAUUAAUGUCUUUAUUAAAAAAGAUGGAUGAUAUCAAAAGCUGA
This is a messenger RNA of Cokeromyces recurvatus, 1493 nucleotides long. RefSeq lists its product as uncharacterized. The transcript has 10 exons. Bases 30 to 1493 code for a protein of 487 amino acids. The record is from RefSeq and is a predicted model, not a curated record. Gene Ontology annotation, molecular function: phosphatidylinositol binding. Lineage: Eukaryota; Fungi; Mucoromycota; Mucoromycetes; Mucorales; Mucoraceae.